Molecule: messenger RNA, 291 nt
Organism: Echinococcus granulosus
Lineage: Eukaryota; Metazoa; Platyhelminthes; Cestoda; Cyclophyllidea; Taeniidae
Exons: 1
Coding region: 1-291 (96 amino acids)
Source: RefSeq, a predicted model, not a curated record
AUGGAUCCAAACAAUUGUCCUCCCUUUUUUUCAUUUUAUCCCUCCUACUUUACCCCAAUUGUGAGCCCCAAGUAUCAGUCACAAAGUCAAAUGUCUGCUGGCAUAUCUCAAAGUCAGAAUUAUGUUUCAGCUACUGUAGGAAGUGGUAGCAACGUUGGAGAACCUCAUCCAGUUGGUGGUGGUGCUGCAUCCGAUUUGGCCUCCAUCCCGUCAUUGAACUUUCAAGACCCUCAAGGACUUUUCGAACCUGGAGAAUUUCCAGCUUUGCAGUUUCCUCCAAGUUUUAACUAA